AUUCACUCGCUGUCGUGUGGGAGGCGAAUUUGUCAUCGGGAACGAUGGAGCUACGGGAUCUCUGUAAUGCAGGUAGUGAAAGAACAGAUAAUGAGAGCGCUCACUACCAAGCCUAGCUCUCUGGAUCAGUUCAAGAGCAAACUUCAGAAUCUCAGUUACACAGAAAUACUGAAAAUACGCCAGUCUGAAAGAAUGAACCAGGAAGAUUUCCAGUCUCGUCCAAUUCUGGAACUGAAAGAGAAGAUUCAGCCUGAGAUCUUAGAACUGAUCAAGCAGCAACGUCUCAAUCGACUUGUGGAGGGCACCUGCUUUAGGAAACUCAACAGUCGGCGUCGGCAAGACAAAUUUUGGUAUUGUCGACUUUCACCUAAUCACAAGGUCUUGCACUAUGGAGACUUGGAAGAAAGUCCCCAGGGAGAAGUCCCCCAUGAUUCCUUGCAAGAUAAAUUGCCAGUGGCAGAUAUAAAAGCUGUUGUGACUGGGAAAGACUGCCCUCACAUGAAGGAGAAAGGAGCUCUUAAACAAAACAAGGAGGUGCUAGAGCUUGCUUUCUCUAUAUUGUAUGACUCGAGUGGCCAGCUGAAUUUCAUUGCUCCAGACAAGCAUGAGUAUUGUGUAUGGACCGAUGGGCUGAACGCCCUCCUUGGGAAGGAUAUGUUGAGUGAUCUAACGCGGAACGACUUAGACACGCUGCUCAGCAUGGAGAUAAAGCUACGCCUCCUUGACUUGGAAAACAUACAGAUCCCAGAUGCUCCCCCACCUAUCCCAAAGGAGCCCAGCAACUACGACUUUGUUUAUGACUGUAACUGAGGCUGCCACUGAAACUUGCUUCGAAACUGGAUAUACUAUAACUGGAGAGAUAUUAAAAAAAAGAGUGUGAGGAAAAAAGAAACCCACUUGUGCACCUUGGAUUUUGGCUUUGGGGAGGGGUGUAGAAACACUUGCAUUCCUCCCUGGUCCCUGCAUUCCUUCCUUCCCCAUUCCCAUCUUCCCCAUUGCUCAUCCAAAUCCACAUUGCUUUAAUUAACUUGUAAUUGCAGGCCAUUGGCCUUGCUUAAGGCAAAGACUGCCACUAAGAAGCACCCUCCCGAGGACUUUUUUUACAUUUUUAAUACUGGAAUAGACAUUCUUAACUAAAGGACGAUGUUAUCAAACUGCAUGCCUGUGAAACCCACUUGGCAGGGCAGAGGCUUUAACUGGAAGGAGGAGGGAGGUAGGGAGCAGAAGCAGCUACUGUAAGCAGAAGAUUUCCCCAGACACUCCCAAGAGUCUGCUCACAACUGAAUCCAAUGCGAUGAUGAAAAUCGUUAACUGCUUCCCAGUGCUUGCACCAUUCGUCACUGUCAUUAUUCUUUCCACUGCAUCUCGACUCUUGCCACCAGCCUUCACCCAACUGAUCGGCUACCAGAAUGGAAAGUCUGCAGGUUUUUGCUGUACCAUACGCUGCAAUGCUGCAACACCUUUUAACUUCUUUUCCUCCCAGCUCUUAAAUAGCCCCACACUAGCAGAUCACUCGCACAAACUGUGUAUGAAGCCACUAGUGUGUCCCAUCCCUAUAGCGUUCCCUAAGCCUCAGUUGCCUCUAAAAUUGGCUUGUUGCUAUUCGAAGUGAUUUUUAUUUUCUUGGUCCAAAGUUCAACAGUAAUUUCCACAAAUUAAUUACAACUGCCAAACAUCCAGGUUUACAUUGUUGUCAUUGCUACAGUGUUACGAAUUUGCAAGGGAUUUUUUUUGUACGGGUUCUAAUUUUUUUAUUUUAUUUUGCCAAACAAAUAUAUUUAAUGAAAACUAAUUUCAUUGUGAGUACUUUUGGGGGACAGUAUUUUUACUUAAUUUCCAUUUGGAACAUUUGCCCUGAAGGGAAAAAGUAAUAUUUCCCUUCAACUUCACUGUUGAAUAAAAAUCUGAGUUGUGAUGAUU
Pygoscelis adeliae (Adelie penguin) is the source of this 1920-nucleotide messenger RNA. RefSeq names its product engulfment and cell motility protein 1-like. Lineage: Eukaryota; Metazoa; Chordata; Aves; Sphenisciformes; Spheniscidae. The transcript is spliced from 7 exons. The record is from RefSeq and is a predicted model, not a curated record. Bases 67 to 810 code for a protein of 247 amino acids.